Messenger RNA from Triticum aestivum (bread wheat), 831 nucleotides. RefSeq lists its product as uncharacterized. Bases 124 to 663 code for a protein of 179 amino acids. The record is from RefSeq and is a predicted model, not a curated record. Lineage: Eukaryota; Viridiplantae; Streptophyta; Magnoliopsida; Poales; Poaceae. The transcript has a single exon.
GCUUCUCUCGUCUCUGGUUCCCUGUAACCUACACCAUUUCUUUCUUUUUCAAGCGUGAGGCAUCACAGCUCCUUACUUGCUGCCCUUCAUAAGCAGCUGAUCGGCCACUUAUCAGCAACAAAGAUGAAGAUUGGAAAGACUACAGAGAUCCUGAAGAAAGCGGCGGCGAUGUGCAAGAGCAAGACCACCAGGCUCCUCAUCCUCGCCUCGCUCCAGCGUCGCAGGAUGGCCGCUGCCGCCGUGGUCUCUCACAAGAUCCACACGCGCAUUGUGGCUGACCGAAAUAGAGUGGACUGCCACAAGCCUCUCGCGCUGCGAACCAUCGAGAAGAGACCGGUGAUCGUCCAUGGGGGUGACUUGGCAGACAAUAUCUCUCAUCAGUUGGCGAUGUUAACUCAAGAGGAUGGUCAUGGUGGCUGCCCAGCUGACUGGACACUGCAUCCGCUCUUCAACGACGACCACAUCAACUGCUGUUACACUAAUGAUGAUGAUGUGCUACUGGAUGCCUGCGAUCAAGAAGACAACGAUGAACUCUCCGUCAUGGAUGUGAUCAGGAGCAACCGAGAGGUUGAGGGUUUGGAGUCCAACAUGGAGGAGGAGAUUGACAUGGCUGCCGAUAUGUUCAUCAGGAGGUUUCGGCAGCGGCUGAAUAAUGGAUUCUAGGGUCUUGUUUCCACAUGCAUGUACCUCGAGUUUAGGUGUUGUCCUUUUUUCUCUUCGGGUAUCCACUGGAUAGAAAAUUUUGUAGAAAUCAAUAUGAGUAGGAGCUGAUACUUAGCACACAUUGAUCUUUUUGGUCAUUUAAUUAUGAACAAUUUUGUUAGCAACUAA